Molecule: messenger RNA, 3924 nt
Organism: Neocloeon triangulifer
Lineage: Eukaryota; Metazoa; Arthropoda; Insecta; Ephemeroptera; Baetidae
Gene: Gli
Product: neuroligin-2
Exons: 13
Coding region: 350-3013 (887 amino acids)
Cellular component (GO): cell surface; septate junction; tricellular tight junction
Source: RefSeq, a predicted model, not a curated record
UACCUGCGUUUUACCUGCGUGCAAAAAAGAGGAGGAGGAGUGAGCAACAAACAGUGACGGGUUGGGAGCGUCACCUGAGCGCAGUUAAACGACUUUCGAAAAGCCCAAAAUUCGAGUGGUGCGUUUCGAAUUAAGAGGCCCGAACUGAAAUUCGAUCCGGCGAGGAAAUUGAAAAGCGAAAAGCGCGCCGAGAGGUUCAAUUGAUGGAAGGAGCAGCGUGAGUCACGGUCCGAGCGCGGAGGAGGCGAGGGGCAUUGGCCUUGGCUGCGUUUUUUCAAAAGCUCCAUACUCGCUUUCGGUUAGUCGUGCAUGAAGACUUGGGUGUGGACUGCACUUGGACGGCCGAGAGAUGAGCGUGCGAGCCGCGGUGCUGGUGCUCGUCGUGCUGCAAGGGUUGCUCGGUGGUGCUCAGGAGAGCGGCCGCCGACCCUGGGACUCGCAAACACCCCGCAGCACGUACCUCGACCAGCAACAGCAAAAAGACAUCUACGAAAACAGCAGACGUUUUGGUGAAUACUUGGACAACAAAGAGCAGCGCAACUGGGGCUACCCUGACCGCGGCUAUGGACACCAGCAGCCUGGUGUGGCCAAUUCGGACGGUUACUACUUCAACACAAGGUUGAGGGGUGGCGUCGGCGCCGGAGGAAUUGGUGGAAACUUUUACGGCAACCGGUAUGACGACCCCCUGCACAGCACCCCCUUCCCCGAGCCGGGAAUCCUGGCCGGGUGGCGAUCUGACCUUCAGGGUCGGCAGCGCCCCGACUCGAUCAACUUGGUCAACGACAGAGACGUCUACGUGACUACGCCCUUUGGCCAAAUCCAGGGCUUCAAAGUGCACCUGUACGACAACCCUGACCCACACUCGUACUUCCGACCUGGCCAGUCACCUGUGGAAAGGGUCCAGGGCAACUGCAGCGUCUUCCUCGGCAUCCCUUAUGCACAACCACCUGUGCGAGAGGGACGUUUUAAACCUCCAAGAGCUCACAAAGGUUGGCAGUUGCUGCAAGCCGUUGAUUUUGGGCCAGCAUGUCCCCAACCAGUCAAGUACACUGGGGCUACAAAAGGAAUCAGGGACGUUGAUGAAGAUUGUCUUUACCUCAACGUCUAUUCUCCCACUACUGCUUCUGGCUUGGCGCAACCCUACCCUGUAAUGCUGUACAUUCACGGCGGUGACUUUCAAAAGGGCGCCUCCAACCUUUUCCCAGCCCACGUGAUGGCAUCUUUUUACGAAGUGGUGGUUGUAACCAUCAACUACCGUCUUGGCGCUCUAGGAUUUCUCAGCACUGGAGAUGAAAACUCGCCGGGCAACUACGGCAUCCUGGAUCAAGCAAUGGCCCUUCGCUGGGUUCACGAAAACAUUGAGUUUUUCAAUGGAGACAGAAAUCUCAUCACACUGUUCGGGCCUGGCGCCGGAGCUGCUUCUGCCGGACUACUGAUGGUUGCGCCAAGAACAAGAGGCCUUGUUUCCAGAGUCAUUGCUCAGAGUGGUUCUGCCCUUGCUGACUGGGCCAUCAUUGAGGAUGUGUACAGAGCUCAAAAUACGAGCAGAGUUUUUGCUCGAUUGCUCGGCUGCAGUAUCGAAUCUUCUUGGAAGAUUGUUAGUUGCCUUAAACAAGGCAGGAACUUCUAUGAAUUAGGAAACGCUGAUUUUCAGCCUGAGGUUGGAACAUUCCCAUGGGGUCCUGUGCUAGACAAGAGUUUCAAAGUGCCCGAAGACGGUUGGUAUGACGGCUGGAGAGAACGAGACUGGCACAUGUUCCAGGAAAUGCCUGAAAAGUCCAUCAUCAAAGGCGAAUUCAACAGGGGCCUCUCUUACUUGGGGGGAAUCACUCACGACGAAGCCGCAUACUUCAUUUACAACAAUGACAGUCUAGCACCUGAUUUUGAAGUCAAUGAAGAGUUUUUCAACCAGAAAGUGAGAGAGUUUGUCCUCAAGUACAACUACACUUUGAACCCCGAGGGCGUCUAUGACGCUAUCAAAUACAUGUACACAUACUGGCCUGACCCGCAAAAUGUCACUCACAUUAGGGAACAAUACAUAAAUUUGCUUUCGGACUUCCUAUACCGGGCACCAAGCGACAAAAUGGCAAAACUGCUUGUCCAACAGAAAGUCCCCGUUUUUCUUUAUCAUCUGAAUACAUCUGUGGAGGCCCUCAGGACGCCUUACUGGAGGAGGGUGCCACAUGACACAGAAUAUUAUUUCCUUACUGGAGCACCUUUUAUGGAUCACGAAUUUUUCCCUAAAAAGCUGAGACUGGAAAAUGUGAGGUGGACAGACAGUGACCGAAACAUGAGUCACUUCUUCAUGAGAGCCUACACAUAUUUCGCAAGAUACGGUCAUCCUUCUCACGAACAAAUUUUGGGACUGCACUUUGAUAUGGCAAAGACUGGACAUCUUUAUUAUCUCAACAUCAACACUACCUACAAUUCCAGCAUCAUGCUCAACUACAAUCAAAAGGAAUGCGCCUUCUGGACCAACUAUUUGCCCAGUGUAAUCGGAAUGCUUGUCCCAACCUAUCCUCCGACCACUGAGUUCUGGUGGGAGCCAAAUGAACCUCUCCAGAUUGCAUUCUGGAGCGUCUCUGGCACUUGUUUGCUGCUCAUCGUCAUCGUGUUCAUUUGCUGUGUCUUGUGGAGGAAUGCAAAAAGGGACACGGACAUCUACAGCAGCGGCAACCUGAUCGACCGGGACGCCGAGAGCCACCUGAACGCCUACGAGUUCAGUUCAGUGCCAAUGGAGAAGCCGCAAGUUCCGAUCGCACCUAGGCCAGUCGUCCAAUCGAACCCGAUGCCGCAGUCGAGAGGCCCAGGCCCAACCAAGGCCAUGAGCACCCCUUCCCUGAGGAGUGGCGGCAGCGCCUCCUCCCUCAGGGGCGAUUCCUCCUCCCUCAGGGAUGAAUACACAACUGCAAGCAGACCUAGUCUCGCCCCUUCGUCCACCACCAGGUACCCUAGACCUCACAAGCAACAGCAACAACUUCUGCACGACCUUGUGCCACAAACUCAAGUUUGAGAGACUCCAAAAGUGCAAAAAAUACUUCAACCUUUUGUUGUUUGUAAAAAUUCAAUUUUUAACUGAGCACAAAAAGGGAACCUUAAUUUUGAGGAGGUUUGGUGCGUGUCGAAGGUGCAGUCAAAGUUCAAUUCCGUCCAGAGACUUUUUUUCUAGCAAUAUAAUAGAAGGAAGAGCUUAUAGUUUUGUUUUUUAGGAAAAAGAAGCAGUAUUUAGUUUACUGUUUGCAAGUGUUCAAAAAAUGUCCACGUGCAAUGAUCUUCAUCGUUCCACUGCCUUAAAAAUUCGAAGAGAUAAAUAUUGAAUAUUUGUGUCGGUGCAAUCAUAUGAUUUGUUAAGCUUUUGUUGUUAAAAGAGGAAUUUAUUUCUUCAUUUCUGCUGUUUAAAUCAAAAUUUGACCAAUUAUUUCUUCCUUUCAAAAGCAGUGGUUAUUUUUGCAAUAGGUUUAGUAAAAAGUGUUAAUAAGUUCUCUCUGUUUAAACAUCGUCAGUAUUAAAAUGUAACGUACCUCUCUAGCCAUAUUAUUUUGAGGUGGCUUUGCUCUAUUAACCCUUCUCACAAAGCAUGCCAUAGUUCGCAUGACAAAUAGUAAUAACGUAUGUACUUGUUAGUAAACUUUUGCACAUAAACCAUGAUUGACAUUGACACCAUGCUUACAGCUGAAUUUUCUUGAUAAACACAAUUUUUUAAAGUCAACACUGCUAUAAAUGACAUGGAAUUUAUGAAUUAUUUAAAUUAUAUUUGCCCAAUGAUGAAAAAGUGCAGCCGCAGCAAAUAACUUAAAAAAUUUGUAUGUAGUUUUCAAUUUUCUAUUAAAACACACAACAACGACCCAACUUGAUAUUUUGUAAAAGAAAAUGAGAAAUGACUUCAAAACUACGGUUUUCGAGACGCAAAUAAAAAUGAAAUUA